AUGUUGCUACAGGCCACUCGUUUUGUACUGAUGUUGCAUUGGCUGGAUCCCAACAAGAAGAUCCGGCGGCAACUCCGAGGAACGGACCCGUGUACCUUGUACUUCGGCGUCAAGUUCUACGCCGCGGACCCCUGCAAGCUCCUGGAGGAGAUAACGAGGUACCAGUUCUUCCUGCAGGUGAAGCAGGACAUUCUUCAGGGGCGGCUGCCGGUGACGUUCGACCUGGCGGCGGAGCUGGGCUCCUACGUGGUGCAGUCGGAACUUGGCGACUACGACCCGCGGAGGCACUCUCCGGGCUACGUGUCGGAGUUUCGUUUCCUCUCCAACCAGACGGUGGAGCUAGAAUCCAGAAUAGCAGAACUUCACAAAGGACUUGUAGGCCAGCUGCCGGCGAUGGCUGAGCUGAGUUAUCUGGACAAAGUGAAGUGGCUGGAAAUGUACGGUGUGGAUCUUCAUCCAGUGUUGAAUGAUGAAAACACGUACGGUUUCGAGACUCCAUCCAAACCUGCGUGCAAACAUUUAUGGAAAUGCUGUGUCGAACAUCACGCGUUCUUUCGCCUUGUCCAAGUUUCGCCAACAACACCGGAUAUUUUUGCGUUGGGGUCACGUUUUAGAUAUAGCGGGCGAACGGAGAAGCAAGCGCAGCGAGACGUGCAGAUGCGCUUACGCAGCCCCCCUCAGUUCGUGAGGACGCCGAGUCGCCGCUACCAGAGGAGGAUCGUUGAGGGUGCACAAGAUUCUCCGAAAGUUGAGGAACACGAGAUCCCUCUUCCAGAAUCGAAACCUGCAGCAGCUCAACAGUCUUCUCAUUAG
Gryllus bimaculatus (two-spotted cricket) is the source of this 813-nucleotide messenger RNA. NCBI's taxonomy places the organism in Eukaryota, Metazoa, Arthropoda, Insecta, Orthoptera, Gryllidae. The record is from the annotation of a GenBank genome assembly.